Gossypium raimondii (Peruvian cotton) is the source of this 2692-nucleotide messenger RNA. Its product is annotated as pentatricopeptide repeat-containing protein At2g03380, mitochondrial. Gene Ontology annotation, molecular function: RNA binding; protein binding. The transcript has a single exon. Gene Ontology annotation, biological process: RNA modification. The record is from RefSeq and is a predicted model, not a curated record. Bases 272 to 2680 code for a protein of 802 amino acids. Lineage: Eukaryota; Viridiplantae; Streptophyta; Magnoliopsida; Malvales; Malvaceae.
ACAACAUUAAGCGAUAAUAUCAUGUCAGAUUAUUCUCCAAAUUCACCCCAUUCUUUUAGCAUGAAAUAUGAGUAUCUGUCAAAUAUAUGUAAAUAACGAAGAGUUCCCUUCUCCGCUCUCUCUUUGAACCAGACAUCCUUAAAACUAAUUGGCAUGAGAGAAUAUUCCAGUAAUGACAUGUGACCACGUUUGUAGUCAGGACCAAAGGAAAACCUUUGGAUAAGCCUGUUUUCUUUCAGAUAUAUGGAAGAAAACGAAGACAAUUUGGAGGAUGGAUUCUUUAACAAUGCGUCGCCCCCUCGAAAUUGGAAAGAAGAUGUUGCCGGUAAUAGCCAAAGAAUCAACCAGGGUUCACAAACUAGCACUUCAUUUACCUACAGGAUCAUCAUCCCCUUUUAUUGCCAGACUAUUGUCAACCCUCUCCUCUAACCCAAAUCCAAGCAAAAACCCACCUCGUACUUCCACUGCUGAAGCUAACAAAACCUUUCUUCCCACAAAUGUUCCAUCUUUGCCACAGUCAUUCGCUCAUCAAACUCUUUUGCAUAGCUCCCUAUCCUCUCAACUUAAGUCACCGCCGAAUCUUUCUGAAGCCAAAAGGUUACAUGCUAUUUUGAUUGUCAAUGGAUUCUUAAACUCCGUCUAUGCUGAUAAGUUCCUUGGUUCACAGCUUGUUACUGUUUAUGUUACCUUUGGCUUCUUACAAGAUGCACUGGUUGUGUUUGAUAAGUUGCCCCAAAGGACUAAUCUUGCAUGGAAUGCAAUCCUGAGAGGCUUUCUUGACGUGGGUCGCUUUUCCAGGGCAAUUCAGUUCUUUCACUUGAUGGUUAGUCAAGGACUGAUUCCUGAUAAUUUCACUUACCCACUUGUUUUCAAGGCUUGUACUGAGUUGAAUGAUCUUGAAGAAGGUAAGAAGCUUCGAGAUUUUAUUCUGUGGAAUGAGAGUCACUAUGAUAUGAAACACAAUGUUUAUGUUGAAUGUGCCAUGAUGGAUAUGUUUGCCAAGUGUGGCAGUCUAAGUGAAGCCCGAAAGAUUUUUGAAGGAAUAAGAGAGAAAGAUUUAGCAUGCUGGAGUGCGCUGAUCUGUGGGAAUGUGCAGAGUGGAGAGUGGCUCGAGGCGUUGUCUCUAUUUAAAAGGAUGGUAUUAGAGGGCCUAAGACCUGAUUCAGUAAUUAUGGCUGCCAUUCUUCCAGCUUGCGGCCGACUGGAAGAUAUGGAAAUGGGACCGACCCUUCACGGAUGUGCUAUAAGGUGUGGUUUUAACAGUGAUUUGUAUGUCUCUAAUGCUCUGAUGGAUAUGUAUUGCAAAUGCAGUGCCACUCAUUUUGCCUACUCUUUAUUUUCUAACAUGGACAAUAAGGAUGCAGUCUCUUGGAGUACCUUGAUUGCUGGUUAUUCACAGAAUUGCCAGUACCUUGAGAGUUUGCAGCUGUAUCUCAUGAUGAAUGAUGCAGAAAUAAGAACGAAUGCAGUUAUUGCUGCAACUGUUCUUCCCGUAUUGUCCAAGCUCAAACUGUUGAAGCACGGAAAGGAGAUGCAUGGUUACAUCCUAAAACAAGGGUUUGAAUCUGAUGUUGUUGUUGGAGCUGCACUGAUUGAAUUUUAUGCCAAUUGUAAGUCAAUGAUUAAAGCAGAGCAUGUUUUUAGGUUAAUGUCAGAUAGGGACAUUACAUUAUGGAAUUCAAUAGUCGUUGGAUAUUCUUUAAAUGGUGAGAUUGAUUUAGCAUUUCAGAUUUUUCAGAGAAUAUGGGAUUUCAAUCUCAAACCAAAUUCGAUAACCCUGGUCAGCAUUCUUCCAAUUUGCUCAAAGAUUGGAGCUCUGAGAUAUGGGAAAGAAAUUCAUGCCUUUGCAACCAGAAGUGGUCUUGGAACAGCAGUUUCUGUUGGAAAUGCUCUAAUAGAUAUGUACUGCAAAUGUGGGAGUCUUGAACUUGCAGUAAGAGUUUUCAAUCAGGUGAAGGAAAGGAAUAUAGUGACAUACAACACAAUAAUCUCUGCUCAUGGGAUUUAUGGACUUGGAGAACAUGUUUUUCAGUUCUUUGAGGAAAUGAAGGAGGCAAGAAUUAAACCCAAUAAAGUCACAUUUAUCGCGCUCUUGACAGCUUGCAGUCAUUGUGGUCUUGUUGAUAGAGGCUGGUCAAUGUGUCAUGCUAUGGUGUAUGAUUACAAUAUUCCACUAGACAUGGAACAUUACUCGUGCAUUGUGGACCUUCUUGGUAGAGCAGGGCACCUUGAUGAUGCAUAUGAUCUUAUAAAAAAAAUGCCAGUGGAACCUGACAUGAACAUUUUGGGAAGCUUGCUUGGUGCCUGCAGAGUUCAUAAUAGGGUUGACCUGGCUGAGUGUUUAGAGAAGCAUAUUCUAGAGAAAAAUCAGAAAGAUUCAGGCCAUUAUGCUCUGUUAUCCAAUAUAUAUUCUUCCACAGGAAGAUGGAAAGAUGCCCUGAAGGUCAGAACAAUGAUAAAAGAGAAGCGUCUGCCAAAGAGACCUGGAAGUAGCUGGAUUGAGGUAGGUUCUAGAAUGUAUAUGUUCCAUGCUACGCAGUCCGAAUUAGGUAAGAUUCAAGACAUUUUGCAAAAGCUAUUGUUGGGGAUGAGGAAUGAAGGAUAUAUGCCUGAUCCAAGUUUCCCAUCUGAUGAUCUUCAGUAUGACGUUAAUGAUUUGACAAAUUUUGAUGCUAGCUGAAAUUGUUAACAA